Magnolia sinica is the source of this 435-nucleotide messenger RNA. RefSeq lists its product as uncharacterized. The coding region runs from base 1 to 435 and encodes 144 amino acids. Lineage: Eukaryota; Viridiplantae; Streptophyta; Magnoliopsida; Magnoliales; Magnoliaceae. The transcript has a single exon. The record is from RefSeq and is a predicted model, not a curated record. Gene Ontology annotation, molecular function: DNA binding.
AUGCCGAGGAAGUUCCCGCCGCUCGAGUUCCACUGGAUCAGGAAGCAUGGCGAGAUGACUGGCCGAGAAAUCUUCUUCGUGUUUGAGAAGAAUCUCACAAUGUGUGAUGUAAACCAAAGUCCAAGUCGUGUCAUCCUCAACGAGGAGGAGAUGAAUACCAACCUCAUCCCGGCAAUGACAGGGAGGGAGGUGUUGCUGAUGAAUCGUCUGCGUAAGGGCCUCCCAGUAGUCGCCAUUGAUCUGAGAGGUCAGCAGUAUGAAGUGGUCAUCAAAUGGUGCUCCAGCAUCAACGAAUACGUGCUCAAAGGAAACUGGAAUGAUAUUGUGCAGAACUACGUAUUGGAGGAAGGUGAUUCCAUCCGCAUGUAUUUCUUCAGACGUGGAGAUAAUGACUUGUGUUUGAUCAUCGAGGGAGUUAAGAGGGAUGGAGAGUAA